UACGGAGAUCUGAGAUUGGCAGAGGUAGCGUGGAGUUGCGGGUCCCGCUCCCUUUAGUGAAAACGAACCGGGCUGAUUGGGAACAGCAGCCGCAGUGGCAGCUGGAACGCAAGGAGUGUGCCGCGCCCUUUCAGCUCCUCCUCUCGGUGGAUCUUUGCGCGCAGGUAACGAGCGCUGAAACUACCGGAAGCAGCCGGAAAGUCCCAGUAGAGGCGACUGCAACUUUAUUCCCCGCUUUAAACGUUGUCGGUACAAGAAGAAGCGGCGUAGAACUCAGUGACACAGCGCCGUUUCUUUAGGAUUUCGCCCCACUUCUUUUUUGUUGUUGUUUUUUUUUUCUUCCAGCGCGCCGGACGCGUUCAGAGCGCGCAGGUGAUCUCCGAUGUAGAUACAGCGAUCAACAGCAUUGUUUAACCACUGAAUGUAAUCUGAACUGGAUAUACCUGACGGACACGUUCACGGGCGCAGACACAAGACGUCCUUAAUGCUGUUGGGGACACCUAAGGGAGUAAAGGCUCGGGACUUCAAACUGGAUCCCGCUAGUCAUCCUUCCAGCUGAUGGCGAGCCGACCUCCAAGCCACUGAAGAAGACAGCUUUAAACACCUCCCUAAUCUUUGGUCUCUGCUGCCUCUCUACAAAGCGGCCAUCUUUUUCAAGUCUUCUCUAACUCCGCAUUCUCCAGUGAUUUCAUCAUGGGUUCUGACUCUUCUGCUGGAUGCUUCACCAACGAAAGUGUCAAUUUUUUUUAUAUGAAUAGCAACAAGAACAUCAGUAACGUUUGGCGCAAACGGGACUAUGCUGUGGUCACUUUGGGCAUGCUCGUCUGCUUCAUAGUUAUUUUUUCAAACCUUUUGGUCAUAGGAGCCAUUAUCAAAAACCGACGCUUUCACUUCCCCAUCUACUACCUGCUGGGAAAUCUGGCAUUUUCAGACCUCUUCUCAGGUGUCUCCUACCUCCACUUGAUGUUUCACACUGGGCCCUGGACCAUUAAGUUAUCUACUUACCAGUGGUUUGUUCGUCAAGGGCUAAUCGACACCAGCCUUACAGCGUCCGUCCUCAACCUUCUUGCUGUGGCCAUGGAGCGACACCAGACCAUCUUCAACAUGCAGUUGCACAGCAAGAUGAGCACUCGACGGGUUUUUAUCAUCAUAUUGUCAAUCUGGAUGAUUGCAAUAUUUAUGGGUCUUUUUCCCACCAUGGGAUGGAACUGUAUGUGUGACCUGGAGAGAUGCUCCACCAUGGCCCCCCUCUACAGCCGCAGCUUUCUGGUUUUCUGGGCUGUUCUCAACCUGGUGACUUUCUCCAUAAUGGUGGCCGUUUACACCCGCAUCUUCCUCUAUGUGAGGCGCAAGAGCAGGCAGAUGUCGGAGCACACGACCCAGACCAGACACAAAGAGACCGUACUCAGCUUGAUGAAGACCGUGUCAUUGAUCUUAGGCCUCUUCGUGCUCUGCUGGACACCCGGUCUUGUUCUACUGAUGCUCGACGGUCUCGACUGCGAGAAGUGCAAUGUGCUGCAGUACGAGAAGUACUUCCUGGUGCUGGCCGAGUGCAAUUCUUUCGUCAACCCCAUCGUCUACUGCUUCAGGGACAAAGAUAUGAGAAGGAGCUUCAAGGAGCUGCUGUGCUGUUUGUGCCCCCGGAGGAGUGGCAGAUCUGAGAGAAACUUUACCACCCUUGAGAAUUCGAGGCUUCAGACCAUCCGGAAGGUAGAGGAGUGCAACGGGUCGUCUCUCCUGGAUCACGAUUCGGAAGUCGUCGUUGACAAACAAUAGUGUGACUCCAGCGUGACCGAAGCACCCCCCUGAAAAUGAUGUCUGCUGACGUUUCUAGGCUUUAAAGCAGACGGCCCCAAAGGUCUUUGUCUCAGACCAACAGACUGGCAUGAAUUCGAAGCAACUUUCUUCUUCUUUUUUUUUUUCCCCCCUAAGAGACCGAGCUUAUACUAUGCUAUAUUAUCCCGUCUGUUUUGAACAUGAACUACAGUUUGAUUUAUCUUCGUAGACAAUUAUCUGUGGAUUUUUGUUGCCGUUCUAAUUGUAUAUUCCCCCAAAGAGAUGAAGACAGACCCAUUGGAGCAGUGUGAUGUUCGCUGAGGAAGUAAAAACUACAAGGACAAUUACAAAGAUGGCCGUUUUGUCACGGAUCAACGCGAGCUAAGUCCUGCCACUCUGUGUCUGCUUCGGCUGCUACAUCAACUCGUCGUUCUCUCUUCCCGUAAUUUAGAAGCACAUUAUUGCUAAUGUUAAAAAAAAAAAAAAAAAUCUGUUCAACACAUUUAGUACUUAAUCUCUGCACAUUGAUACAAAUUUGGGAUUUAAAGUCAGAGAUCACUUAAAACGAGAAAUGUCGCCACAGCGCAAAGCCUCCGGACAUCACGAACCGAACCGAUCCGCCUUCCUCUGGCUGGAAGUGCCGCAUUGUUUUCUGCUUCUUCUAAUGCAACAAAAAAAAAGAAAAAGGGCAGCUGAAUGUUUGCAAUACAGCUAAGAAAUCAAAUGUUUGUUUGCACUUGAGAUUAUUUUGUAAGCCAUAAACUGUAAAUAGUAAAAGUUGUAACUUAUCAAUUUUUUUUUUUUUGCACCAAAAUCUGUCUUUUGAACCGUCUCAUGCUGUGUUGAAUAUGUGCAGGUAUCUGUUAAUCGAGCGUUUUGAUUGCCAAGCUGUGUAGCUUACGUUUUCAGACAGAUUUGCCUCUUUUAAGGAGCACCAACGCGAUAGAAGGGUAGAAUUUGGUUUCUUCAGAACUGUAAAUGUUUGUUUUAUGAAUUAUAACUGUUUUUAUUUUUAUUUUUUCAGGUUAAAAUUAUUUUUGAUUGGAAUCCCUGGCAAGGUUUUUUUAUUCCAAGUGUAGCUGCAAAACUUGUUCCAAGCUUAGCAAAAAUGUUUGUCUGUUUCUGCUCGCAUUUUAACAAUGAAAUUAAUUAGAAUUGCAGAUUCAAGUGUUUUUUUAUACAUAUGUAUUUGUCCGAAAUAGAUAUUUUAGGAGCUAUAUUUUAUUUUUAAUUUUAACAAAUGCCCUUCCCCCCACCCAUGCAUGUAAUUUGUUUCAUGUCUUUUCAUGGUGAAGCUGCAAAGUUGAAUGUCUUUUAUUGGGAUUUUAUGUGAUAGAUCAACAAAAAGUAGUUCAACAUUGUGGUGUGGAAUGCACACGUUAUGGUUUUCAAUUAUUUUUUUUUUUUUUUGUGUGUGAUUUGCAUUAGCAUUCAGCUCCCCUGAGUCAAAACUUUGGAUAACUACAAUUCAUUGCUAUUAAUGCAGCAGGUCUUUUGGGAUCAUUUUCUUUCAGCUUUAGAAAUCUUUACCCAUUCUUUGCAAACAAACGUAUGCUCAGUUACAUUGGCUUAUCGUCUUUGAUGAUAAUUAUUAUGGUUUUCUCGUUUCUGCCGUUCAAGAAAGCUCUGAUUUUGGGGGGUGAACCACUGAUAGUUGGGUUGUCAACAGGUUAACUUACACCAUGAUCAGAUGACUUGUGGAGGCAAUUUGUUGCUGUUCAUUUAAUUUAGGGAAGCAUGCCACACAUUUUUUGUUUUUUUAUAUUUAUUGGCAAAAAUGUUGAAGACAGUGCGUGACAUUCCUUCCAUUACAUGUUUGACUUUGGGUUGGUUCACCAUAAAAUCCCAGUAAGAUCUUUUAAAGCUAGGUAACUUGUGGAAAUGUUCGGUGGGGUGUGAAUACUUUUUUAGUCGACUGUGUUUGAGUUUCACUUUUUUAAAGUUUUUUUUAUAUAUAUAUAAAAAGCUAAUAAAUUGGCUUGAUGACUCCAUGUGCUUUUUAAUAAUUACAGGCCACCUCGAGAUUUUGUUGCCGAGUUUAUGCGCAAUGUGUCUUUGUAAAUAUUUAGAUUUAAAACUUUGUAAAGGGACGAUUUAAGGUGAUCCGUGCUCAGAAGCAGUCAUGCCAGAAGCAGCUUGGCUUUAUGCAAAAAUCAAACAAAUGUUGCUUUUAUUGUUAAUGCCAUUCUGUGGCGCACCCAGGGCUAGUAAGACAACAAAUUAAGGUUGAUUGUAUUUAAUAUCAAGUGAAACUGACAUUUACAUGUGAAUCACCCACAAAGUUUAUAGCUUUAACCAUCUCCUUUGUCUGUUUCAUCAGUGAUAAUGUCAUUAAAAACUUGAAAUACA
Fundulus heteroclitus (mummichog) is the source of this 4125-nucleotide messenger RNA. RefSeq names its product lysophosphatidic acid receptor 2b (gene lpar2b). Gene Ontology annotation, molecular function: lysophosphatidic acid receptor activity. Gene Ontology annotation, biological process: G protein-coupled receptor signaling pathway. The transcript has 5 exons. Gene Ontology annotation, cellular component: membrane. The record is from RefSeq and is a predicted model, not a curated record. NCBI's taxonomy places the organism in Eukaryota, Metazoa, Chordata, Actinopteri, Cyprinodontiformes, Fundulidae. Bases 694 to 1776 code for a protein of 360 amino acids.